AUGAGUUCUAAUGAUGGAGCAGGUAACGAGUUCAAUACCUUAUUAAACAAAGAAAUCGAAACUGCGAAGGAAUUGAGGCAAAGAAGGGAUGCGAACAGAAAUAGUAGCAAGAAUGAGACCAGCACCAAAAUCAAAGAUGCCAGUGGAUUCAGAUUACGAAUCAUCGAAACCGAUGGACGAAAGAAUAGAAAGAUAGAUCCAGAAUAUGAAGUGAUGAUUGAUGGGCCCUUAAGAAAGAUCGUGCCUUAUUUCUUCACUUACAAGACGUUCUGUAAGGAAAGAUGGAGGGAUCGUAACUUACUGGAUGUGUUCGUGAGUGAAUUUAGGGACAGGGAGCCCAGUUAUUAUGCCAAAACGAUUGCAGAAGGGAAAGUGUACUUAAACGAUGAACCUGCGAAUCUGGAAACCAUCAUUCGCGAUGGUGAUUUGAUCACGCAUAAAGUACAUCGCCACGAACCACCGGUCACCUCCAAACCCAUAGAUAUUGUGUUUGAAGACAAAGACAUACUCGUCAUAGACAAGCCCAGCAGUAUCCCCGUGCAUCCAACGGGUAGAUACAGAUUUAAUACUAUUACGAAGAUGCUCGAAAAGCAGUUACAGUGUUCAGUACAUCCUUGCAAUCGCUUAGACAAGCCCACCAGCGGGCUAAUGUUUUUGGCCAAGACUCCACAAGGUGCAGAUAAAAUGGGAGAUCAACUGAAGGCCAGGGAAGUCACCAAAGAAUAUGUGGCCCGUGUGAAGGGCGAGUUCCCCGUGGGUGAGGUAGAGGUGGACAAGCCCGUUAGAUCCAUCAAUCCCAAAGUUGCACUGAAUGCUGUUUGUGAAAUGGGUGACGAGAACGCCAAGCAUGCAAAAACUGUUUUCCAUAGAGUUAGCUAUGAUGGCCAGACGAGUAUUGUAAAAUGCAAGCCGCUGACGGGUAGAACACAUCAAAUCAGAGUUCACUUGCAGUAUUUGGGAUUCCCCAUAGCUAACGAUCCGAUAUACUCGAACCUGGAUAUCUGGGGCCCGGAACUUGGUCGUGGUGGGCUCAAGAACUAUGACGAAAUUGUCCUGAAGCUGGACGCUAUUGGCAAGAACAAACCCGCAGAGAGCUGGAUCCAUCCGCACAGCAAGGGAGAAUACCUGCUGGGCCGUCAAUGUGAAGAAUGCGAGGCCGAAAUGUACACGGACCCCGGUACUAACGACCUGGACCUCUGGCUGCAUGCCUUCCGGUAUGAGUCCCUGGAGAGGGACCCGGAAACACAGAAACCGCUUUGGAGCUACAAGACCAAGUACCCAGAAUGGGCCCUGGAGCCUCAUCGCCAAUACAUGGAGAUGGCCGUUAAAGAGGCUGACAAGUGCGGGCCAACAAAGACUGCGUUCAGCGUUGGUGCCGUUCUUGUCCAUGGGGACCAAGUCCUCUCCACGGGCUACUCGAGGGAGCUGCCAGGAAACACUCAUGCAGAGCAAUGUGCCCUGAUCAAAUACUCCCAAGCGCAUCCGGACUGCCCCAGCGUAGUUCCCGUGGGGACAUUGCUCUACACGACGAUGGAGCCGUGCUCCUUCAGGCUCAGUGGCAACGAGCCAUGCUGUGAUAGGAUCCUAGCCACCAACGGAGCCAUUGGCACUGUCUUCGUGGGCGUCAUGGAGCCGGACACGUUCGUCAAGGACAACACCAGUCUGAACAAACUGGAGUCGCACGGCGUGGACUACAUCCAGAUCCCAGGCUACGAGCAAGAAUGUACCACCAUCGCCUUCAAGGGCCACAACGACGUCUAG
Saccharomyces eubayanus is the source of this 1761-nucleotide messenger RNA. It is a transcript of the gene RIB2, whose product is annotated as bifunctional DRAP deaminase/tRNA pseudouridine synthase RIB2. The transcript has a single exon. Gene Ontology annotation, molecular function: pseudouridine synthase activity; RNA binding. The record is from RefSeq and is a predicted model, not a curated record. Lineage: Eukaryota; Fungi; Ascomycota; Saccharomycetes; Saccharomycetales; Saccharomycetaceae. Bases 1 to 1761 code for a protein of 586 amino acids. Gene Ontology annotation, biological process: pseudouridine synthesis.